Molecule: messenger RNA, 3187 nt
Organism: Orbicella faveolata
Lineage: Eukaryota; Metazoa; Cnidaria; Anthozoa; Scleractinia; Merulinidae
Product: stress-activated protein kinase JNK-like
Biological process (GO): protein phosphorylation
Molecular function (GO): ATP binding; MAP kinase activity
Source: RefSeq, a predicted model, not a curated record
UGUUAGCCAUGGUCCAUAUCUCAUUAUGGCCGACAGAUGAUCGCUGAUGUUGGAGUGUUGUGGAGUUAUUCCUAUUCUGUGGAGGACUUUUGACAAGGUUGUUGUGGGAGAGAAAAGUGAUGGUGGAUUGAAGAACAUUUUAAGUUUAUCCGCAGACAUGUUCUAUUCUAUACAAAUUGGCGACACCGUGUUUACCGUGUUGAAGCGAUACCGCAAUCUACAGCUCAUCGGAUCUGGAGCGCAAGGAAUGGUUUGCUCUGCAUUAGACACUACAACAGGGGAGAAAGUUGCCAUCAAGAAGCUUAGCCGACCAUUUCAAAAUGUCACUCAUGCUAAACGAGCCUUCAGGGAACUUGUACUGUUAAAGAUGGUCAAUCACAAAAAUAUUAUUGGUCUCCUCAAUGUAUUUACGCCAGACAGAUCAUAUGAAGAGUUUCAAGAUCUAUAUCUAGUGACAGAGUUGAUGGAUGCAAGUUUAGUCCAAGUGAUUCAGAUGGAUUUGGACCAUGAGAGGCUCUCAUAUCUAAUGUACCAGAUGUUGUGUGGAGUUAAACACCUUCAUGAUGCAGGCAUCAUUCACAGAGACCUAAAGCCAAGUAAUAUUGUUGUGAAGUCAGAUUGUUCACUUAAGAUCCUUGACUUUGGCCUUGCACGUACAGCUGGUGCAGCAUUCAUGAUGACUCCUUAUGUCGUGACGCGGUACUACAGAGCGCCUGAGGUUAUUCUGGGUAUGGGUUACAGUGAGAACGUUGAUGUGUGGUCUAUUGGAUGCAUACUGGGUGAAAUGAUACGAGGAAGUGUCAUGUUUCCUGGAACAGAUCAUAUUGAUCAGUGGAAUAAAGUCACUGAACUCCUCGGCACGCCAUCAGAAUCCUUUCUUAACCAGUUGCAACCAUCGGUGAGGAUGUAUUGUGCUAGUCGACCCAAACAACCUGGAUUCAGUUUUGAAGCUCUCUUCCCAGAUGAUUUAUUUCCACCAGGAAACAAAGCUAAAGCUGAACAAUGUCGAGAUCUUCUCUCCAAGAUGCUGGUGGUUGACCGUUCUAAACGGAUCUCAGUGAUUGAAGCUUUGCAUCAUCCGUACAUACAUGUGUGGUAUGAAAGAAGUGAAGUGGAGUCGCCAAUACCGAAUAAAUACGAUCACGUUGUAGACGAGAAAGACCACACUGUGGAAGACUGGAAACGUACAAUUUACCAAGAAGUAAUCUCCUAUAACAGCGCAAACGACAUUCCAUCUCCUGUAGAUGGAAACGGUGAGAUCAACGCAUCGUCAUCCAGCUCAAGUAUUUCAUCAGGACUAGAAAGUUCCAAAAAGAAAGCUAAACGUAAAAAACGGGACGCGCAGUCGGGAAGUGGAACUUUAGGCUCAAGAAUCCGACAGAUGAUAAGAGGAGAUGAGUAUUAGGUCCCGGAUGGACAGAAGAUAAGAAAAAGAAUUCGUUAUUGAUUAUCACGAGCUGGAAGUGUUUAAGAAUCUGACCUCGUUGUGUUUGUGCACGUGCAUCAUUUGGAAAUUUGUCAGGACACAAAUGAACAGUUCUUGUGGUUCUGCUAAGUUACCAAGAAAAAAAAUAUCGCAUGUAAAUUAAAUCUUCCAGGUACAGGCUAAACCAGUAUCGUGAAGAAAAACAUAAUUAUAAGAAACUGGUUGAACCAGUUUAGGAUUCGUGUUUAAGAGAAACUUAGGUGCUUCGAUUAUAAGAAGUUAGCAAGAUAAACAGGAAAAAAAAUAAUAGGAAAAACUGCUAUAUAUGAGAAAAUACCAGCUAACCAAAGGACUACAUAUGGCUAGUUUAGUGGUUGUAAUUUAAUUGUCUUAGAGAAUUUCUAAACUUUUUUUCGAUUAUAUUGGAAUUGUUUUAGUCAGAGACGUUUAUUUUGGGUUUUCGUUAAGAUAUAUAAUUUAGACAAACGCGAGCUGAUUAUCUUUUCUUAUGUCAUAAAAACAUAGCUAAAAAAUUUGGACAUUACGGAAACAUUUUGAAAUUGCUUAAUGAACUUCGUAGCUUAGCUACUUUUUGUGUUGAAGUGAUUCUCUUGUGACUGUCGUAAACAAAGAAAACCAAAGUAGGGCAUUGCAGAUCUUUUAAACCAAUCACCGCUGGGGAGAAAAUGCAAUAAACCAAUCACAUUCCAGGGAAUGGCGUAGGCGGCAUCUAGCGCGGGAAAAUUUGCGCAAGCCAAUCACCAUUGCCUUUCUCUGAUUGGCUGACAAGAUAGUACCAUCACUGUGCCUGUUAUUUGAGUAUGUGGCUCUAAUAUCGUACCAGUCGGUCAUUGUUCCCAUCGUAAACGAGUCUUGAGGCAGAAUGAGUUCUAAGGGGUUCACUUUUAUAUGAAAGGUUUUGUACGAGGACAAAUGUGUUCCCUUUGGUCGAGCACGUAGCAAGAGGCUUGUAAACCAAGUGUCUAUUAUCGAAUUAGCCAUUACCGCUGGAUAAAAAGACUGAAGACGCAUCUGUAGAUUGUUACUCUCAGUUUGAAGUUAAAUAUUCAUAAAUACCAGGAUGAAAGUGCUGAAGCGUACACCAGGACGAGGCACGGAGUUGUAAAUAGUUGCUUGCGCUUCUUAUGAAGACUAACACUGUACAGAUGUAUCUUAAGUCAUUUCGUUAACGCCUUUGUUUUAACCGGAAAAUUAAUUAUUACAGAUCUCAGGAAACCACCCACUCAGGACCCGUCCACACUACGCGGGAGAAAUUUGAAAACGGAGUUUUCACUCUGAAAACGCAUCAAAUGUUUUCCGUCCACACUACGCCGGAGAACUUCGAAACCGCAACAAUCACCGGUCAUUUUGGAUUUGUAUUUGACGAAAACUUGGGCAGGGAUAUCACGUGAUUAUUAUUACGCCAUCGUUUUCGAAAAGCUCCGUGUUAAAAAUGUUUUCCCUCCACAUGGAAACGAAAAGUCCGCGUUUUCAAAUUCCUCCGGUUUGAAGAGCGUUUUCGAAAAGCUCCGUUUUCCUGACGGAUUGGUGUGGACGGUGAGCCUAACCGCAGAAUCAAAUUUUUGCGGUGUAGUGUGGACUGGGCCGAAGGGAAACACGAUUGUUUACGAUAGUCACUUGAACACUGCUGUACUGUUAUUUUUUAACGCUUGUAACUGUUACGGUUAUAUUAACGUAUUUAUUUUGAAUUACUGUUUCGUAAUUAUUAACAUUUUAAUUAGAGCAUCUUUCAUUAAACAA